This is a messenger RNA of Auanema sp. JU1783, 2097 nucleotides long. NCBI's taxonomy places the organism in Eukaryota, Metazoa, Nematoda, Chromadorea, Rhabditida, Rhabditidae. The record is from the annotation of a GenBank genome assembly.
AUGCAUAAAUUAUUUUUACUAAAUAUUCUCAUCGGAUUUGUUUGUUCUUUCAAUUUUCAAAUUCCUUAUGGAGUUAAGCCUUCUCAAUCAGCUGUUCAUAUGGUCCUCGAACAAUUUCCACAUUGGAUUUCCGAAAAGUUCUCGAUAAUAAUACAAGAAGAACAACAUUCGCUCAAAUCAGAUGAAGUCCUUAUAUCCACUACCGCUAAAGGUCAGACUCAGGUGGUGGCAAGCAGUGGGCUUGCAGCACUCUAUGGCAUAAACCACUAUCUACGAAAUUAUUGUUUUACUCAAGUAACGUGGGAUAACAGUAGCAUUGGGAAUGGAUGUUCAGAUGAAAGUAUCAAUGACAUCAUUCGAUUAGAAGCCCCAGCAGUUCGAUAUUUCGGUAAUCCAGCAGCCUUCAGUUAUUCUUUUGCUUGGUGGAACUGGAAGGAUUGGCAAAGAAUGCUUGAUUGGCUCGCAUUAAAUGGAUUUAAUAUGGUCUACAUGCCCAUCGGCCAAGAAGCUCUAUGGAAGGAAGUAUUCAUGGAAAUGGCUUUAUCACGUAAUGAUUUGGAGCAGUACUUCACUGGGCCUGCUUAUCUGGCAUGGAAUAGGAUGGGAAAGUUAAAGAGUUGGGGAGGUGGCUUGACUGAUUCUUUCAUGGAUUCACAGCUGGAACUUGCAAAGAAAAUUGUCGGAAGAAUGAACGAGCUGGGGAUAAUCCCUGUAUUGCCAACUUUCUCCGGUAUCGUACCUGACGUAAUGGAAAGUUUAUUCGCUGACGAAACUUUCGUGAGAAAUAUGUGCUGGCAAAACUUCGGGGAAGAUCAGAGCUGUUUGUUAUCCGUUCAUCCGGCUAGUCCUCUUUUCCAAGAAAUCGCUGAUCGUUUCAUGAAAAAGCAACAAGCAGCAUAUGGAUCUGCGACCCAUGUUUAUAGUGCCGAUCCUUUUGUCGAUAUGAACUCACUGAAUGAUUAUAGACAAGUUAAAUUACUUGCGAAAGCCAUUUAUACAGGAUGUGCUCAGAACGAUGAAAGAUGUAUCUGGCUUUUACACUCAUCAACAUUCGAUGAGGGUGGUUGGUCAAGCAAGCUCGUGAAAACGUUCCUAUCGGCUAUUCCAUUGGGGAACUUAUUGAUGAUUGAUCAAACAGCCGAGCACCAUCCUCGAUGGGUCGAUUAUAACUCAUUCUAUGGACAUGCUUUCGUAUGGGGAUUCCAACAUAAUGCCGGAGGUUCCACGGAGAUAAGAGGGAACUUGAAGCAUAUGGAUAAGAGUUAUCAAUAUGCCUUAUCCUCUGAAAAUUCAAUGAUCGGGGGAGGAUUAACGAUGGAAGCUAUCAAUCAGAAUUUCAUUGUUUAUCAGUUCAUGAUUGACCGGAUGUGGAGAAAAUCUCUCGCACAGCUUUCUUCAUGGCUAUCAUCAUAUGUCUCAUCUCGAUAUAAUAGCCAUGAUGAAACAAUGCUAAAAGCCUGGAAUCUAAUUGCACAAUCUUUCUAUUCUGAGCCUAUGUCCACGGGAGAUUAUCCAAAUUUUUCCAUUUUUCUCUACAAUCGACCAAAGUUUAACCAAAGGAUAAAGUAUUGGUUUGACCCCAAACUAAUCGGGAAUAUUGCCAAUUAUUUUGCUUCUUCAAAAGAUAUUUUAUGGCAGAAUGACCUGUUCAGACAGGAUUAUAAUGAUUUCAUGAGAGAGUAUCUCCAAUACCAACUCGGAAAUCGAGUUAUUCUUCAAUUCUAUGAAGGAUACGGUAUUGGAGACAAUGAUCUCGUACAAUCAUCAUGCUUGGACAUCCAGAAAAUGUUCAAAAAAAUUAAUCAACACACUAACUAUAACUUGUUGGACUAUGAAAAAGCUGCGGUUAGUUUUGGUACGACAGACCGAGAAAGGAAACAGCUUUCCGAAAACUCUCGAGAUAUUCUGACCACGUGGGGUCCAUCAGCCCAGAAUUUAGAUUCUGCUCAUCGAGAAUGGGCUGGUCUGAUCAGUGAUUAUUAUCAACGACGAUGGGCUUUCUUCUGUGAAUGGGCUCUCACCCACAAAUAUUUCAACGUGACAGCUUUUAACGAAGGAAUUAUGAAUUUAGUAGAAAUUCCCUUUGUCACAACAUAA